UGCUUCCGGGUCUUGCUCUGCUAGUCUGUGUGUCACUGCAGCCGGAAGCCGGCUGAGAAGGACCAAGCGUGCUGGCCGGCGGCUCUGUGGGAGAGCGGCGGAUCGAAGCCGGACAUGGCGAUGCCGCUGCUGGGCGAUCUGUGGGCCGAGAGCCCCGUGGAGGACCGGAUUUUCUGCUCCGUGCUGCUCUUCUCCUGGGCGGUCUACCUGUGGGAGGCCCUGCUCGCCUGGCGGCAGAGGACCGUCUACAAGACAACCACCCAUGUCCCACUGGAAUUAGGGCCAAUCAUGGACUCAGAAACGUUUGAAAAAUCCCGUCUUUACCAAUUAGAUAAAAGUGCAUUCAGCUUCUGGUCAGGACUGUACUCGGAGUUAGAGGGCACGAUAAUUCUUCUUUGUGGAGGAAUUCCUUUUCUUUGGUCUGUAUCUGGAGACAUUUCAAAUCGUGCUGGUUUUGGACCUGAGUAUGAGAUUGUCCAGUCAUUGGUCUUCCUCCUGCUUGCUACACUUUUCAGUGCGGUCACAGGUCUUCCCUGGAGCCUCUAUAAUACUUUUGUCAUUGAGGAAAAGCAUGGUUUCAAUCAGCAGACCCUGGGAUUCUUUUUUAAAGAUGCCAUCAAGAAGUUCAUUGUGACACAGUGUAUUCUCCUGCCAGUGACCUCGCUCCUGCUUUAUAUCAUCAAAAUAGGUGGAGACUAUUUCUUCAUCUAUGCCUGGCUUUUCACCUUAGUUGUUUCCUUGGUUCUUGUCACAAUUUAUGCUGACUAUAUUGCUCCGUUGUUUGACAAAUUCAUUCCACUUCCCGAAGGAGAGCUCAAGCAGGAAAUUGAGGCAAUGGCAAAGGAUAUAGACUUCCCGCUCACCAAAGUUUACGUUGUGGAAGGAUCCAAACGGUCUUCCCAUAGCAAUGCUUAUUUCUAUGGUUUCUUCAAGAACAAACGUAUUGUGUUGUUUGACACUCUCCUGGAAGACUAUUCUGCCCUUAACAAAGACCAUCCCGAGGAGCCUGGUGUGGACACGCAGGUAGCUGAAGGAAAUGAGGGAGGACCCGAGACAAAGGCUAAAACCAAAAGUAAGAAGCAAGGUUGCAAAAAUGAAGAAGUUUUGGCUGUGCUGGGACAUGAGUUGGGACACUGGAAACUUGGCCACACCAUUAAAAAUAUUGUCAUUAGCCAGGUGCUUUCCUUUUGCUUGACUGUAUUAAGUCGGCGAUUUGAAUUUCAAGCUGAUGCAUUUGCCAAGAAACUCGGAAAGGCAAAAGAUUUGUAUUCUGCGUUGAUCAAGUUGAACAAAGAUAACCUGGGAUUCCCCGUUUCAGACUGGUUGUUUUCAAUGUGGCAUUAUUCUCACCCUCCACUGUUAGAAAGACUUCAAGCACUGAAGGAAACUAAACAGGACUGAAGGGAAAGAACUGAGGAAGCCAGAGGAGAAACCUACUCUCCCCAAAUCGGUUUUUUUUUAAAAGAAGUAAUUACAGUAUACCCAUUUCAUUCCUAAACACAGCAUCCUGCAUAGCUCUAUGCGCUGUUCACUUGAUUUGAAACAACCUCCCCAAAGUCCUGUUUCUGACUAACAAAUGAAUUGUAAUGAGGAAUUGAGGGAGAAAUGUAACGUGUGUAACAUUUAUCUUAAAUCACAAAGCCAUGCUUGAAAGGAAAAAUAAUUUGUCACAACCGACAUGCCCCUGCCUGAAUCUUUGAAAGCUUUGAAUGUACCUUUUAAACACUUUCUCCAGAUGUUUUUAGACAGUAUGGGAAACUCUUACUCAUCUGUGGCAGGGCUGGAGGAUAAAGAUCUGAAAAAUAAUUUUGGGACCAUUGGGAUUUUACAUUUCUAAACCCAAUCGCUAUCCAGAUGGGAACAGUGGGAUUUUCUUCCACGGUUCAAGUUCUUAUCUGCAAUGAAAUGCAGAGGUGAUGAAAACACCUCUUUCCCCGAAUAGGGGAAACAGAAAAUAAACAGAAAAUGAAUUACAAAUUAUAUAUACCUUAGUUAUGUGUCCUAUAUACUGUAUAUUACUAUUGCAAUGGUUUGGAAUUUGGCUG
Thamnophis sirtalis is the source of this 2045-nucleotide messenger RNA. NCBI's taxonomy places the organism in Eukaryota, Metazoa, Chordata, Lepidosauria, Squamata, Natricidae. The record is from RefSeq and is a predicted model, not a curated record.